GAAAUCUCAAGAGUCAACAGUUAAACUAAAUCAAGAGGUUAAUCUACAGGGAACUAGUCAACAUUUACCCACACCAAAAUCUUGCCAACCAGGUGCCAAAGCUUCACUUUCGGAUCCUGCAACAGUAAGCCAGCAACCAAACAUUUCCACAGGGCCUAUUGAAGCAAACCCAGCUCUUGAAAUCAAACCAUCCAAAAGUUCCAUUGCCAACUAUCUUCCCCCUCCCCCUAUGGAAAGUGAGACUGACUCACCAAAGAUAGAUGGUGGUGAUAUGUCCACAAAUGAUGCCAUGCCACAUGGUGGUCUAUCUCUCAGUGACAUGAAAUCUAAUGAGUCUCCAGUACCUACACUGGUUCCUCCAAACACUCCUGCUACACCAUUCACUGGUACGCCUGCACCCUGUUUAGGUAUCAAUGACUUGUUAAAACGACUUGACAUGAGAAAUAGUGUUCCCCAGUCUUCACCAUUGGCUGACCCAGCAGUCAUGGCUGUUGUUACUCAAAACAAUUCAUCUGGAAGCAGUUCUCCAAAACAAGUUCCUUCAGUCAGUUCAGGAUUACCAAGCAUAAAUGCUGUGAAUUUGAAUUCACCAUCUCCAAAUAUGCCAGCUCUUGGUUCAGAAGCCUCAUUCAUGGCCUCAAAUGGUACACAAAGUUUGCAGAAUCUUCAACUUUUGAACCAAUUGGGUGGAGCUCAGAUGUUUGCAGCAGGCAGUCGGCCAUUGGAUCCCCAACAACAGCAGCAAAUGCAGAACAGUAUAGAGCAGCAACUGCACCAAUUGAAGUCAACGAUGGAACCAAGAAUGCAGGCUUUGCUGCAUAAUAGUUUCAGUCCCCUGUUGCAGCAACAAAUAGAUCAGCAGGUUCUUAAGAAUGCCCUAGAUCCAAGGAUGCAGCAG
Messenger RNA from Owenia fusiformis, 898 nucleotides. NCBI's taxonomy places the organism in Eukaryota, Metazoa, Annelida, Polychaeta, Sabellida, Oweniidae. The record is from the annotation of a GenBank genome assembly.